Eimeria necatrix is the source of this 1522-nucleotide messenger RNA. RefSeq names its product formin homology 2 domain-containing protein, putative. The transcript has 12 exons. The annotation marks the transcript as partial. The record is from RefSeq and is a predicted model, not a curated record. NCBI's taxonomy places the organism in Eukaryota, Apicomplexa, Conoidasida, Eucoccidiorida, Eimeriidae.
GGCUCAGCAGCCGGAAACUGAAAAGGCCCCUCAGGGCCUCAAGGAGUGGCUUUCUGGCCAGGGAUUAGCGAAGUUUGGUUUGAUGAAAUCUUCUGGAGGAGGAACUGGCUGGGGCGCAGGAGUUGGCCUUGGGGGGACUUCAGGUGACCUUGCGGGUUUAGCUGCUGCUCUUUCCAAAGCUACGGAAAAGGCAGCAGCGGCUGCAGCUGCUUCUCCAGAAGCCAAAGCCAAACCCAAAGAAGAAGAAAAAAAAGAACCCCCAAAGAAAGCUCCGCCCAAGGCGGGGCCCCCCGGCAAAGGGCCGGGAGGAGGCAAGGGGCCCCCCAAGGGCCCCCCAGGAGGCAAGAAGGGCCCCGGAGUCAAAAAGGCAGGAGGUUUGAAAAAAAGAGAGUCUUUUCCCGUCAAGAGAGAAGACGUGGAGGAAACUUUCGCCAAGCUGGCGCCGAAGGCGAAGACAGAAGUCAAGAAGCCAAAGGUUCUUCAACUGCUGCCGGACUCCAAGAGGUCCCACACCAUGAACAUUGCUUUGGCCAAAUUCAGCAAUUAUUCUUAUCAAGAGCUCAGGGAGGCCAUCAUAGACCUAAACCCCAAGAUUUUAACUGUGGAAGCGACGGAGAGCCUCCUGACCUUCGUGCCCACGCCGGAGGAAACUGCGGUGAUGAAGGAAUACAUCAAUUCAGGGGGCGAUCUGCGGCUAGUGGACCGGCCCGAGCAGUUCGUGGCCGCCAUGCUGGGCAUUCCGCUGAUGAAGCCGCGGCUGGAGAGUCAUUUGUUUGGGCUGAACUUCGGGGAGAACUUCCGGGAGGCCUGUGGACCAGUGGACCACUUGGCAGCAGCAGCAGCAGCAGCAAGCAGCAGCAAACGGCUCAAGAGCCUGCUGUUCGCCGUGCUGCAGCUCGGAAACCUCCUCAACGAAGGAGACCCUCAAAGGGGAAACGCCGAGGGUUUCAAACCCUCGACUUUGGCCAAACUUUCCGAAGUUCGCUCCACCACCAAACCCGUCAGGACUCUCCUCCAGUACCUCUGCGACAUUGUUUGGGAUCAAAAUCCGGACUUGUUGAAUAUUUUCGAAGAACUCAAAGUCUGCGACAAAGCCCAGAAAAUCGACAUCGGCGCCGUCGAGGGAAAAAUCCAGGCCUUAAAACAGGGAGUGGCGAAAGUGAAAAACACUGUCCAAAUGGCCCGCAAGGGAAACGAAGCUUCGGGUGUCUUGGGAGAAAAAGACCCGCUGGCCACCAUCAUGGACGAAUUCGUCGAAGAGGCAGAACCCAAAGUUGCAGAACUUGAAAAGUUCCUCAAAGAGGCCAUGGAGGACUUCACCUCCACAGUCCACUAUUUGGGCUACCCCGAGAAAGACGUGAAGAAAAUAAAGCCCGACGAAUUCUUUAAGCAGCUUUUUGCCUUCGUGAGAAAUGUGGAAACUGCGAGGAAAGCCAAGCAAGACCUUCUGGAGCGGGAGAAGAAGAAGCAGGAAGCGGCGGCCAAGAAGGCCGGCAAGGCCGCGCUUCUCGCGAAGAAAUGA